Messenger RNA from Phytophthora sojae, 786 nucleotides. RefSeq lists its product as hypothetical. NCBI's taxonomy places the organism in Eukaryota, Oomycota, Peronosporomycetes, Peronosporales, Peronosporaceae. Gene Ontology annotation, molecular function: oxidoreductase activity, acting on the CH-OH group of donors, NAD or NADP as acceptor; NAD binding. Bases 1 to 717 code for a protein of 238 amino acids. The transcript has a single exon. The record is from RefSeq and is a predicted model, not a curated record.
AUGCCCGUAGUGCAUGUGCCCGCGUACUCCCCGUAUGCUGUUGCUGAACACGCCGCGGCACUUAUGAUGACGCUGAAUCGCAAGACGCAUCGCGCCUUCAACCGCACACGUGAGCAGAAUUUCCGACUAACGGGCCUGCUGGGCUUCGACAUGAACGGCAAGACGGUCGGUAUCAUCGGCACGGGCAAGAUCGGCGCCAUCUUUGCGCGCAUUUGCAAAGGCUUUGGCUGCCGAGUGCUGGCAAACGACGUGGCCGAGAACCCGGAGGCGCUGAGCUAUGGCGUCGAGUACGUGCCACUGGAGGAGAUCUGGAGGGAGGCGGACAUCAUCUCGCUGCACUGCCCACUGUUUCCGAGCACCAAGUACGUGAUCAACGAGAACAGCAUCAAGCAGAUGAAGGACGGUGUGAUGAUCAUCAACACGAGCCGAGGAGCGCUGAUCAACACGGACGCUCUCGUGGAGGGCAUCAAGUCGAACAAAAUCUCGGCUGCCGGUCUGGACGUGUUUGAGGGCGAGCAGGGCUACUUUUACUCGGACCGCUCGGGUGAAAUCAUCGCCAACGACAUGCUGGCACGCCUGUUCACUUUCCCGAACGUGAUCAUCACGGGCCACCAAGCAUUCUUCACGGAAGAGGCCCUGGACAACAUUGCACGCAUGACGAUAGCGAACAUUGCAGCGUACAUUGCCAACGAGCCGCUGGUGAACGAGGUCAAGUGACUUAGGAGGGGCUGUAUACAGCAUUGAGUAGCCAUUUGCGUGUCAUAUUACGUGCAUAUCUAACACGGU